UGCUGAUAGUCAGCAUGCUGCAAUGGCACUUCACUGUGGGAAUGUUCUUUCUCCUCCUCAAAGGUGAAAAGAGCUGCUUGGGGAGAGGACAAUUUUGCUUGGAAAACAGACCUGCAGGAAAUGGGUUGUGCAUCUGUUCUGACAGGUCCUAAAGCACUGAGUGGAUUUCUUGGCAGGUCGCUGUCUGUGAUGUGUCAGUAUGAUGCUGGGUAUCUGGACUAUCAUAAAUAUUGGUGCAAAGGAACCUUUUGGAGUGAUUGUCACAUAGUUGUUGAGACCAGAGGAUCAGAGGCAGAAGUGAAGGCUGGCAGAACUUCUAUCAAGGACAAUCAGACUCGUUUGGAAUUCACAGUGAGCCUGAAGAACCUCACCCAGCAAGACGCUGGGGGUUACUGGUGUGGCAUAAGAAAAGCAGGUGUUGAUCCCGGGUUCUCUGUAGAUAUUACUGUUCUCCUAGAGCCUCCCACUACAACAAUAGCAAUAACUACUGGAUAUUUUUCCACAGUUCCAAACUCCUCUACCCUAAGACCAACAAGAAUUCCUCCGUUUGUCACCACAAUCCUGCUACCAGUUGUGUUUCUGGUGCUGGUGAUCCUUUUGGUAGCAGCUUUACUGCUAAUGUGGAGACUAAAGAAGCAAAAAGCUGCCAAAGCAAGUGGGGAUAUUCCAUUGUCUAUGGCUCCUAAUCAGACAGAAGGCAAUAUUUCCAGUACAACUGUGAAGCCAAAGCAGAGAUCGCACAACAAGACUGCUCCACCCAGUCCUCCAGCCACAAACAACACAGAAGUGGAAUACGCAUCCAUGAUUGAAGCUCCAACUUUCACUCAGUCACAGGUUCCUACAACUACAGAAGACAUUUCUUACGCUUCCUUAAAUUUUACUGCCCUACAUGAGGAAGCUACUUAUGCCAAUGUGCAGUAGGCAUCCAGUCAAAAAUCCUGACGACAAUAGAGCACUGUGAAUCGAAAAGGAAACAUAGUUGGAACCUUCUCAAUGGGACACUUUCCUUUUGCCCCUCCUCCUCUAAGGGGCCAUUGUAACACCUCAUCACUCAUAGAGGUGUACCCUCCACCUGAUGCCAGCUCCAGGCAGUGGGUCUGCGAUGAUGAGAUGUAGCUUAUUUUCUAUACCAUUUGUAGGAACCCAAAGAGAAAGCUAUGGUCAAGAAGCUAUCUUAAACUAAACCUGGCUUUCUGCUUAUGUAAACAGCUGUCUAAUCAGCUGUGUGGUGUUUUUACGGGUCUCUGCUAGGGAGGGGUGGCCAGUUUAUUUCCAGUCCAUGCCCACCUUGCACAUAUUCAUUCAUAAAUCCACUUCAUACUGUUUCCACAUUUAUCUGCAAUUUAAAAAGUUGGCAGAAAAUCAUAUUUAAAUAUUUAAUUACAAGAUACAUAUUGUAGCUCAACGUACACAUUUCUAAACUUAACUAAAAAUCCAGUCACAUUCCAGUCUGCAUAUUAGUCUGGAUGGGGCAGAUCAGCUCAGGUCAUGCUGGAAUUCACAGGGAUCAAAUUGUCUCAAGCACUCCUAACUCCAUGCACUGUUUCUUUAUAUCAGGAAUAUUACGUUGUGCAAUAACGUACUCCUGCUGUUAUGUGCUUCCCCAAGUCCUUGCCUUUGUCCUCCUGUGAACCCAUUGUUUUUGUAAGGUACCUUUUAGAUUAAGAGUCAAUGAAGUAUGAAAGCUGUUUGUAAUCUUUGUGCAUUUGUGUGGGAUUGUUACUGCAGGCCUUAUCAGAAAUUUAGAAUUGCUGUUUGGGAAAUUAAGAAACAGGAUGCCAGUGGCUUCUGAUGGUGAGAACCAAUCAAGAACUGCAGCUUGAAAAAAAGAAAGAAAAAAGAAAGAGGAAGAACUCAGCCUGGAGGCUUUCCCCUCCUCAUAACACUUUUCACUGUUUCGUGCUCAGUGGCUGGGGGGACUGACCUGUUCUGCUGAAAAAGUGGAAGCAUCCAGGCACUAUUGCUCAAGAGGCUGUUUGGAAAUAUUCACUGUAUGGGCUUGAAUUUCCUUUUGUAAUUGGGAACAGAAUUCUGUUAAGUUGUUCCUUACUUGAAGAGGACACUAGAUCUUAUGAAUGGCCCCAGAAGUCCUCAUUAAAGCAUGUG
This is a messenger RNA of Rhineura floridana, 2106 nucleotides long. It is a transcript of the gene CD300LF, whose product is annotated as CD300 molecule like family member f. Lineage: Eukaryota; Metazoa; Chordata; Lepidosauria; Squamata; Rhineuridae. Gene Ontology annotation, cellular component: plasma membrane. The record is from RefSeq and is a predicted model, not a curated record. The transcript is spliced from 8 exons. The coding region runs from base 121 to 921 and encodes 266 amino acids. Gene Ontology annotation, molecular function: transmembrane signaling receptor activity.